Messenger RNA from Phlebotomus argentipes, 1201 nucleotides. RefSeq lists its product as uncharacterized. The transcript is spliced from 4 exons. Bases 1 to 1017 code for a protein of 338 amino acids. The record is from RefSeq and is a predicted model, not a curated record. NCBI's taxonomy places the organism in Eukaryota, Metazoa, Arthropoda, Insecta, Diptera, Psychodidae.
AUGAUGCAACAGUCGUGGUUCAUUCUUUGCCUCAUCAUUGGGAUUGUGACGUGUGCUGAUGAUGGGCAGGGCAGGAAAUUGUCGCGAAGGAAGCGCUAUUUGUCAUUUCCGGAAGGAAGUUCCUUGCAAGUGAUUUACGAUCAGACGAUUCCUAUCGUUGCUCUGCCUCUGGUUUUCACAGUAGGAGUAACUGUUGCCAUUGCCUAUGAAUUGCCGUCGAAACCCUUGAGCGAAUUAGAAGCGGACUUUGUUAAUAAAUUCGACGUUCUCAAGAGUGACAAGAAGGCUGAUAACACUUCAAAAGUGGAUAAUAUAAAUCAUAUUUCCUAUAUUUCAUCUGCCGAUUGGAAAAAUCGUUUCAAGUUUGCCAACAAGCACGAUCUCUACUACAAUGACGAUCCGAAGAUCGCCUCUCGAGUGCAGUAUGAAAAAAUCCAAAGGAAGAAAGAUCCGCCCCAGAUUUACUAUGAGAACAACAGGCCAAAUCCGUGGAUUGAGAGUGAUAGAUUCCAGCAUUACUUCAAGGGCAAUGAGGACAAUAAGUUCAGUUAUGUGAAGAAGCUCGCCAGUAAAUAUACUCCGAAAGUGCCAAAGAGGAAAGACAGUGCGAUCAAUAGGAGUUUCAAGAAGGCGCUACACCGCAAACACAUGAUACAGCCUGUUUUUGGCAAGAGAAGCGCUGAGGAUGUCGACGAUGAGGAGGCGCAACUGCACAAAAUGUACCACAUUUCAACACGCCAUCGACUGUAUGGCAAUAUUGAGCGAUAUCUCGAAGACAAAGGAUUAUCUGGCAGAGAAUGCGUUCUCAAGUCCCUCUGUGAGACGCGAAAUAACAAGGAUUUGCCAAAUACCUUCAUGGGCGCCAUUCUGAAGAGUAUCUUUCGACUCCCAAAGCUCGACUUGGCGGGUGAGAACGACAUCAGCGAGUACAUGAGAGCUCAUCAUGAGGUUGACGACUGCAGAGAGACGUACUCGAUGUGCAAGAGCAACUUCUGGACUUCGGAGUUUGUUAAAUAAACCACUUAUAUAUAACAAUGUUGUCCAUAACUCUUACCGAGCACUGAACUAAAUUUAUAUUCAAUAUUGACUUAAAACAUUUUCACACCACCCGAAAUAUAAUUUAAAAGGCGGAACAGAGAUUUCCAAGGGAUCACUCAAUGUUGUGACACUGAGGGAAUUCAGUACAUAAAUAUAUAGUUUA